Messenger RNA from Gadus macrocephalus (Pacific cod), 1816 nucleotides. It is a transcript of the gene mapk13, whose product is annotated as mitogen-activated protein kinase 13. Gene Ontology annotation, molecular function: MAP kinase activity; ATP binding. Gene Ontology annotation, cellular component: cytoplasm; nucleus. The record is from RefSeq and is a predicted model, not a curated record. Lineage: Eukaryota; Metazoa; Chordata; Actinopteri; Gadiformes; Gadidae. Bases 311 to 1411 code for a protein of 366 amino acids. Gene Ontology annotation, biological process: intracellular signal transduction; protein phosphorylation. The transcript has 12 exons.
AUCACAUCCCAUCAACAAGAGAGGAGAAUAAGGGGCGGCAUCCGCCAGCCCAGUACAAUGUCGGCCUGCCACCAGGGAAUACAUCUAUACAUCUGUAUCUUCGUUAGACCUCUCUGUUAGAGACUCAUGCACUUUCCCUGUGUCACCAGAUCGUGGGAUUACCUCAGACCAGCGGACCGCAUUUAAUUAUCGUCCUUUGUGUUUGACCUUUCAUACCAACUAGUGAUCGUCGAGACGCGGGGGUGGAGGUGUUGUAGCGAAGGAGUGCAGUUUGUCGUGAUCGCCUCCUGAGCUCUCGAAUGGUUUCAACAUGGAAGCUCGGCCGCAUUUCUCCCGUGAGGAAAUCAACAAUACGGUGUGGGAAGUCCCGGUGAAGUUUAUUAGACUGAAGCAAAUCGGGUCUGGAGCGUACGGUUCAGUGUGUUCGGUGACCAACGAGAAGACGAAAGAGAAGGUUGCCAUCAAGAAGCUGCACAGGCCCUUUCAGUCGGAGAUAUUCGCCAAGAGGGCCUAUCGAGAGCUUCGACUGCUGAAGCACAUGAAGCACGAAAAUGUCAUUGGGCUUCUUGACGUGUUCACACCUGCAGCUACGGGGUUCGAGGACUUUCAGGACUUCUACCUGGUCAUGCCAUACAUGUUCACUGACCUGUCAAAGGUGCGCGGCAAUCUGUCCGAAGACAAAGUGCAGUUUCUGGUGUAUCAGAUGCUGUGUGGACUCAGGUACAUUCACAAGGCAGGCAUCAUCCACAGAGACCUUAAACCGGGAAACCUGGCCGUGAACCAAGACUGCGAGUUAAAGAUCCUCGACUUCGGGCUGGCUCGCAGUACCGAUGCUGAGAUGACGGGCUACGUGGUGACCCGGUGGUAUCGGGCGCCGGAAGUCAUUCUCAACUGGAUGCACUACACCCAGACUGUGGAUAUCUGGUCCGUGGGCUGCAUCAUGGCAGAAAUGAUCAACGGAAAAACACUCUUCAAAGGGAAAGACUAUAUGGACCAACUCACCCAGAUCAUGAAAGUGACUGGUGUCCCUGGGAAAGAAUUCAUCCAGAAGCUGGACAGCCCUGAGGCCAAAAGCUACAUGAAGAACCUCCCGCAUUAUCCAAGGAAGGACUUCUCCACCUUGUUUCCCAAGGCCAGUGCACAAGCCAUUGACCUGCUGGAGAAGAUGCUGGUUCUGGACGGGGACGAGAGGCCCACUGCCGAACUGGCCCUGGAGCACCCUUACUUUGACACGCUGAGGGACCCAGAGGACUGCCCCGACCCCAAGCCCUAUGACGACAGCCGGGACAACGCAACACUAUCCCUUGAGGAAUGGAAACAGUUAUGUUUCAAAGAGGUAAGAAGCUUUGUGCCAUUCCCGAGGAGAGACUCGAAGAGAAGAAACACACUGACGAUGACUAAGAGUGCCUGAAUGCUGUGGUACUAUUGAUAACCCAUAUCAAUUCAUUCUAUACACUAUAAUUUGACCACAAGCGUCAUACACAAACAAUCAAACAGUGUUUUCAUUUGAAUGACCACAUGUUGAUGAUAGCCUACUUCAAUUCAAGUAUUUAGAAAGGUAAACGGGUAUGUGUAUUUCAUUCAAACUGGAAGACCGGUUCUUCAAUAGAAAUUCGUUUUUAUUUAAAAUAUUUUAAGACCUGCAGGAAAAUAGAAUGUGUGCAUACAACUGGCUUUGAGUACUGUAUUAUUAUUUUAAUCAAGGUUUACAUACAAAUGAUGUGACACUGUGUUUCAUGCUUCUGUCAUUUGGAAUUCAUUACAUCAACGUCAUGAAUGUAUCUUUUUUUUAAAUAAAAAAUAUGGCUGUUUUUCA